Closterium sp. Naga37s-1 is the source of this 45912-nucleotide messenger RNA. Lineage: Eukaryota; Viridiplantae; Streptophyta; Zygnematophyceae; Desmidiales; Closteriaceae. The record is from the annotation of a GenBank genome assembly.
AUGCACCCACUCUAUCAGUGCAUGCACCCACUCUAUCACUGCAUGCACCCCACUCUAUCACUGCAUGCACCCACUCUAUCAGUGCAUGCACCCACUCUAUCAGUGCAUGCACCCACUCUAUCAGUGCAUGCACCCACUCUAUCAGUGCAUGCACCCACUCUAUCAGUGCAUGCACCCACUCUAUCAGUGCAUGCACCCACUCUAUCAGUGCAUGCACCCACUCUAUCAGUGCAUGCACCCACUCUAUCAGUGCAUGCACCCACUCUAUCAGUGCAUGCACCCACUCUAUCAGUGCAUGCACCCACUCUAUCAGUGCAUGCACCCACUCUAUCAGUGCAUGCACCCACUCUAUCAGUGCAUGCACCCACUCUAUCAGUGCAUGCACCCACUCUAUCAGUGCAUGCACCCACUCUAUCAGUGCAUGCACCCACUCUAUCAGUGCAUGCACCCACUCUAUCAGUGCAUGCACCCACUCUAUCAGUGCAUGCACCCACUCUAUCAGUGCAUGCACCCACUCUAUCAGUGCAUGCACCCACUCUAUCAGUGCAUGCACCCACUCUAUCAGUGCAUGCACCCACUCUAUCAGUGCAUGCACCCACUCUAUCAGUGCAUGCACCCACUCUAUCAGUGCAUGCACCCACUCUAUCAGUGCAUGCACCCACUCUAUCAGUGCAUGCACCCACUCUAUCAGUGCAUGCACCCACUCUAUCAGUGCAUGCACCCACUCUAUCAGUGCAUGCACCCACUCUAUCAGUGCAUGCACCCACUCUAUCAGUGCAUGCACCCACUCUAUCAGUGCAUGCACCCACUCUAUCAGUGCAUGCACCCACUCUAUCAGUGCAUGCACCCACUCUAUCAGUGCAUGCACCCACUCUAUCAGUGCAUGCACCCACUCUAUCAGUGCAUGCACCCACUCUAUCAGUGCAUGCACCCACUCUAUCAGUGCAUGCACCCACUCUAUCAGUGCAUGCACCCACUCUAUCAGUGCAUGCACCCACUCUAUCAGUGCAUGCACCCACUCUAUCAGUGCAUGCACCCACUCUAUCAGUGCAUGCACCCACUCUAUCAGUGCAUGCACCCACUCUAUCAGUGCAUGCACCCACUCUAUCAGUGCAUGCACCCACUCUAUCAGUGCAUGCACCCACUCUAUCAGUGCAUGCACCCACUCUAUCAGUGCAUGCACCCACUCUAUCAGUGCAUGCACCCACUCUAUCAGUGCAUGCACCCACUCUAUCAGUGCAUGCACCCACUCUAUCAGUGCAUGCACCCACUCUAUCAGUGCAUGCACCCACUCUAUCAGUGCAUGCACCCACUCUAUCAGUGCAUGCACCCACUCUAUCAGUGCAUGCACCCACUCUAUCAGUGCAUGCACCCACUCUAUCAGUGCAUGCACCCACUCUAUCAGUGCAUGCACCCACUCUAUCAGUGCAUGCACCCACUCUAUCAGUGCAUGCACCCACUCUAUCAGUGCAUGCACCCACUCUAUCAGUGCAUGCACCCACUCUAUCAGUGCAUGCACCCACUCUAUCAGUGCAUGCACCCACUCUAUCAGUGCAUGCACCCACUCUAUCAGUGCAUGCACCCACUCUAUCAGUGCAUGCACCCACUCUAUCAGUGCAUGCACCCACUCUAUCAGUGCAUGCACCCACUCUAUCAGUGCAUGCACCCACUCUAUCAGUGCAUGCACCCACUCUAUCAGUGCAUGCACCCACUCUAUCAGUGCAUGCACCCACUCUAUCAGUGCAUGCACCCACUCUAUCAGUGCAUGCACCCACUCUAUCAGUGCAUGCACCCACUCUAUCAGUGCAUGCACCCACUCUAUCAGUGCAUGCACCCACUCUAUCAGUGCAUGCACCCACUCUAUCAGUGCAUGCACCCACUCUAUCAGUGCAUGCACCCACUCUAUCAGUGCAUGCACCCACUCUAUCAGUGCAUGCACCCACUCUAUCAGUGCAUGCACCCACUCUAUCAGUGCAUGCACCCACUCUAUCAGUGCAUGCACCCACUCUAUCAGUGCAUGCACCCACUCUAUCAGUGCAUGCACCCACUCUAUCAGUGCAUGCACCCACUCUAUCAGUGCAUGCACCCACUCUAUCAGUGCAUGCACCCACUCUAUCAGUGCAUGCACCCACUCUAUCAGUGCAUGCACCCACUCUAUCAGUGCAUGCACCCACUCUAUCAGUGCAUGCACCCACUCUAUCAUGCAUGCACCCACUCUACUCUGCACCCACUCUAUCAGUGCAUGCACCCACUCUAUCAGUGCAUGCACCCACUCUAUCAGUGCAUGCACCCACUCUAUCAGUGCAUGCACCCACUCUAUCAGUGCAUGCACCCACUCUAUCAGUGCAUGCACCCACUCUAUCAGUGCAUGCACCCACUCUAUCAGUGCAUGCACCCACUCUAUCAGUGCAUGCACCCACUCUAUCAGUGCAUGCACCCACUCUAUCAGUGCAUGCACCCACUCUAUCAGUGCAUGCACCCACUCUAUCAGUGCAUGCACCCACUCUAUCAGUGCAUGCACCCACUCUAUCAGUGCAUGCACCCACUCUAUCAGUGCAUGCACCCACUCUAUCAGUGCAUGCACCCACUCUAUCAGUGCAUGCACCCACUCUAUCAGUGCAUGCACCCACUCUAUCAGUGCAUGCACCCACUCUAUCAGUGCAUGCACCCACUCUAUCAGUGCAUGCACCCACUCUAUCAGUGCAUGCACCCACUCUAUCAGUGCAUGCACCCACUCUAUCAGUGCAUGCACCCACUCUAUCAGUGCAUGCACCCACUCUAUCAGUGCAUGCACCCACUCUAUCAGUGCAUGCACCCACUCUAUCAGUGCAUGCACCCACUCUAUCAGUGCAUGCACCCACUCUAUCAGUGCAUGCACCCACUCUAUCAGUGCAUGCACCCACUCUAUCAGUGCAUGCACCCACUCUAUCAGUGCAUGCACCCACUCUAUCAGUGCAUGCACCCACUCUAUCAGUGCAUGCACCCACUCUAUCAGUGCAUGCACCCACUCUAUCAGUGCAUGCACCCACUCUAUCAGUGCAUGCACCCACUCUAUCAGUGCAUGCACCCACUCUAUCAGUGCAUGCACCCACUCUAUCAGUGCAUGCACCCACUCUAUCAGUGCAUGCACCCACUCUAUCAGUGCAUGCACCCACUCUAUCAGUGCAUGCACCCACUCUAUCAGUGCAUGCACCCACUCUAUCAGUGCAUGCACCCACUCUAUCAGUGCAUGCACCCACUCUAUCAGUGCAUGCACCCACUCUAUCAGUGCAUGCACCCACUCUAUCAGUGCAUGCACCCACUCUAUCAGUGCAUGCACCCACUCUAUCAGUGCAUGCACCCACUCUAUCAGUGCAUGCACCCACUCUAUCAGUGCAUGCACCCACUCUAUCAGUGCAUGCACCCACUCUAUCAGUGCAUGCACCCACUCUAUCAGUGCAUGCACCCACUCUAUCAGUGCAUGCACCCACUCUAUCAGUGCAUGCACCCACUCUAUCAGUGCAUGCACCCACUCUAUCAGUGCAUGCACCCACUCUAUCAGUGCAUGCACCCACUCUAUCAGUGCAUGCACCCACUCUAUCAGUGCAUGCACCCACUCUAUCAGUGCAUGCACCCACUCUAUCAGUGCAUGCACCCACUCUAUCAGUGCAUGCACCCACUCUAUCAGUGCAUGCACCCACUCUAUCAGUGCAUGCACCCACUCUAUCAGUGCAUGCACCCACUCUAUCAGUGCAUGCACCCACUCUAUCAGUGCAUGCACCCACUCUAUCAGUGCAUGCACCCACUCUAUCAGUGCAUGCACCCACUCUAUCAGUGCAUGCACCCACUCUAUCAGUGCAUGCACCCACUCUAUCAGUGCAUGCACCCACUCUAUCAGUGCAUGCACCCACUCUAUCAGUGCAUGCACCCACUCUAUCAGUGCAUGCACCCACUCUAUCAGUGCAUGCACCCACUCUAUCAGUGCAUGCACCCACUCUAUCAGUGCAUGCACCCACUCUAUCAGUGCAUGCACCCACUCUAUCAGUGCAUGCACCCACUCUAUCAGUGCAUGCACCCACUCUAUCAGUGCAUGCACCCACUCUAUCAGUGCAUGCACCCACUCUAUCAGUGCAUGCACCCACUCUAUCAGUGCAUGCACCCACUCUAUCAGUGCAUGCACCCACUCUAUCAGUGCAUGCACCCACUCUAUCAGUGCAUGCACCCACUCUAUCAGUGCAUGCACCCACUCUAUCAGUGCAUGCACCCACUCUAUCAGUGCAUGCACCCACUCUAUCAGUGCAUGCACCCACUCUAUCAGUGCAUGCACCCACUCUAUCAGUGCAUGCACCCACUCUAUCAGUGCAUGCACCCACUCUAUCAGUGCAUGCACCCACUCUAUCAGUGCAUGCACCCACUCUAUCAGUGCAUGCACCCACUCUAUCAGUGCAUGCACCCACUCUAUCAGUGCAUGCACCCACUCUAUCAGUGCAUGCACCCACUCUAUCAGUGCAUGCACCCACUCUAUCAGUGCAUGCACCCACUCUAUCAGUGCAUGCACCCACUCUAUCAGUGCAUGCACCCACUCUAUCAGUGCAUGCACCCACUCUAUCAGUGCAUGCACCCACUCUAUCAGUGCAUGCACCCACUCUAUCAGUGCAUGCACCCACUCUAUCAGUGCAUGCACCCACUCUAUCAGUGCAUGCACCCACUCUAUCAGUGCAUGCACCCACUCUAUCAGUGCAUGCACCCACUCUAUCAGUGCAUGCACCCACUCUAUCAGUGCAUGCACCCACUCUAUCAGUGCAUGCACCCACUCUAUCAGUGCAUGCACCCACUCUAUCAGUGCAUGCACCCACUCUAUCAGUGCAUGCACCCACUCUAUCAGUGCAUGCACCCACUCUAUCAGUGCAUGCACCCACUCUAUCAGUGCAUGCACCCACUCUAUCAGUGCAUGCACCCACUCUAUCAGUGCAUGCACCCACUCUAUCAGUGCAUGCACCCACUCUAUCAGUGCAUGCACCCACUCUAUCAGUGCAUGCACCCACUCUAUCAGUGCAUGCACCCACUCUAUCAGUGCAUGCACCCACUCUAUCAGUGCAUGCACCCACUCUAUCAGUGCAUGCACCCACUCUAUCAGUGCAUGCACCCACUCUAUCAGUGCAUGCACCCACUCUAUCAGUGCAUGCACCCACUCUAUCAGUGCAUGCACCCACUCUAUCAGUGCAUGCACCCACUCUAUCAGUGCAUGCACCCACUCUAUCAGUGCAUGCACCCACUCUAUCAGUGCAUGCACCCACUCUAUCAGUGCAUGCACCCACUCUAUCAGUGCAUGCACCCACUCUAUCAGUGCAUGCACCCACUCUAUCAGUGCAUGCACCCACUCUAUCAGUGCAUGCACCCACUCUAUCAGUGCAUGCACCCACUCUAUCAGUGCAUGCACCCACUCUAUCAGUGCAUGCACCCACUCUAUCAGUGCAUGCACCCACUCUAUCAGUGCAUGCACCCACUCUAUCAGUGCAUGCACCCACUCUAUCAGUGCAUGCACCCACUCUAUCAGUGCAUGCACCCACUCUAUCAGUGCAUGCACCCACUCUAUCAGUGCAUGCACCCACUCUAUCAGUGCAUGCACCCACUCUAUCAGUGCAUGCACCCACUCUAUCAGUGCAUGCACCCACUCUAUCAGUGCAUGCACCCACUCUAUCAGUGCAUGCACCCACUCUAUCAGUGCAUGCACCCACUCUAUCAGUGCAUGCACCCACUCUAUCAGUGCAUGCACCCACUCUAUCAGUGCAUGCACCCACUCUAUCAGUGCAUGCACCCACUCUAUCAGUGCAUGCACCCACUCUAUCAGUGCAUGCACCCACUCUAUCAGUGCAUGCACCCACUCUAUCAGUGCAUGCACCCACUCUAUCAGUGCAUGCACCCACUCUAUCAGUGCAUGCACCCACUCUAUCAGUGCAUGCACCCACUCUAUCAGUGCAUGCACCCACUCUAUCAGUGCAUGCACCCACUCUAUCAGUGCAUGCACCCACUCUAUCAGUGCAUGCACCCACUCUAUCAGUGCAUGCACCCACUCUAUCAGUGCAUGCACCCACUCUAUCAGUGCAUGCACCCACUCUAUCAGUGCAUGCACCCACUCUAUCAGUGCAUGCACCCACUCUAUCAGUGCAUGCACCCACUCUAUCAGUGCAUGCACCCACUCUAUCAGUGCAUGCACCCACUCUAUCAGUGCAUGCACCCACUCUAUCAGUGCAUGCACCCACUCUAUCAGUGCAUGCACCCACUCUAUCAGUGCAUGCACCCACUCUAUCAGUGCAUGCACCCACUCUAUCAGUGCAUGCACCCACUCUAUCAGUGCAUGCACCCACUCUAUCAGUGCAUGCACCCACUCUAUCAGUGCAUGCACCCACUCUAUCAGUGCAUGCACCCACUCUAUCAGUGCAUGCACCCACUCUAUCAGUGCAUGCACCCACUCUAUCAGUGCAUGCACCCACUCUAUCAGUGCAUGCACCCACUCUAUCAGUGCAUGCACCCACUCUAUCAGUGCAUGCACCCACUCUAUCAGUGCAUGCACCCACUCUAUCAGUGCAUGCACCCACUCUAUCAGUGCAUGCACCCACUCUAUCAGUGCAUGCACCCACUCUAUCAGUGCAUGCACCCACUCUAUCAGUGCAUGCACCCACUCUAUCAGUGCAUGCACCCACUCUAUCAGUGCAUGCACCCACUCUAUCAGUGCAUGCACCCACUCUAUCAGUGCAUGCACCCACUCUAUCAGUGCAUGCACCCACUCUAUCAGUGCAUGCACCCACUCUAUCAGUGCAUGCACCCACUCUAUCAGUGCAUGCACCCACUCUAUCAGUGCAUGCACCCACUCUAUCAGUGCAUGCACCCACUCUAUCAGUGCAUGCACCCACUCUAUCAGUGCAUGCACCCACUCUAUCAGUGCAUGCACCCACUCUAUCAGUGCAUGCACCCACUCUAUCAGUGCAUGCACCCACUCUAUCAGUGCAUGCACCCACUCUAUCAGUGCAUGCACCCACUCUAUCAGUGCAUGCACCCACUCUAUCAGUGCAUGCACCCACUCUAUCAGUGCAUGCACCCACUCUAUCAGUGCAUGCACCCACUCUAUCAGUGCAUGCACCCACUCUAUCAGUGCAUGCACCCACUCUAUCAGUGCAUGCACCCACUCUAUCAGUGCAUGCACCCACUCUAUCAGUGCAUGCACCCACUCUAUCAGUGCAUGCACCCACUCUAUCAGUGCAUGCACCCACUCUAUCAGUGCAUGCACCCACUCUAUCAGUGCAUGCACCCACUCUAUCAGUGCAUGCACCCACUCUAUCAGUGCAUGCACCCACUCUAUCAGUGCAUGCACCCACUCUAUCAGUGCAUGCACCCACUCUAUCAGUGCAUGCACCCACUCUAUCAGUGCAUGCACCCACUCUAUCAGUGCAUGCACCCACUCUAUCAGUGCAUGCACCCACUCUAUCAGUGCAUGCACCCACUCUAUCAGUGCAUGCACCCACUCUAUCAGUGCAUGCACCCACUCUAUCAGUGCAUGCACCCACUCUAUCAGUGCAUGCACCCACUCUAUCAGUGCAUGCACCCACUCUAUCAGUGCAUGCACCCACUCUAUCAGUGCAUGCACCCACUCUAUCAGUGCAUGCACCCACUCUAUCAGUGCAUGCACCCACUCUAUCAGUGCAUGCACCCACUCUAUCAGUGCAUGCACCCACUCUAUCAGUGCAUGCACCCACUCUAUCAGUGCAUGCACCCACUCUAUCAGUGCAUGCACCCACUCUAUCAGUGCAUGCACCCACUCUAUCAGUGCAUGCACCCACUCUAUCAGUGCAUGCACCCACUCUAUCAGUGCAUGCACCCACUCUAUCAGUGCAUGCACCCACUCUAUCAGUGCAUGCACCCACUCUAUCAGUGCAUGCACCCACUCUAUCAGUGCAUGCACCCACUCUAUCAGUGCAUGCACCCACUCUAUCAGUGCAUGCACCCACUCUAUCAGUGCAUGCACCCACUCUAUCAGUGCAUGCACCCACUCUAUCAGUGCAUGCACCCACUCUAUCAGUGCAUGCACCCACUCUAUCAGUGCAUGCACCCACUCUAUCAGUGCAUGCACCCACUCUAUCAGUGCAUGCACCCACUCUAUCAGUGCAUGCACCCACUCUAUCAGUGCAUGCACCCACUCUAUCAGUGCAUGCACCCACUCUAUCAGUGCAUGCACCCACUCUAUCAGUGCAUGCACCCACUCUAUCAGUGCAUGCACCCACUCUAUCAGUGCAUGCACCCACUCUAUCAGUGCAUGCACCCACUCUAUCAGUGCAUGCACCCACUCUAUCAGUGCAUGCACCCACUCUAUCAGUGCAUGCACCCACUCUAUCAGUGCAUGCACCCACUCUAUCAGUGCAUGCACCCACUCUAUCAGUGCAUGCACCCACUCUAUCAGUGCAUGCACCCACUCUAUCAGUGCAUGCACCCACUCUAUCAGUGCAUGCACCCACUCUAUCAGUGCAUGCACCCACUCUAUCAGUGCAUGCACCCACUCUAUCAGUGCAUGCACCCACUCUAUCAGUGCAUGCACCCACUCUAUCAGUGCAUGCACCCACUCUAUCAGUGCAUGCACCCACUCUAUCAGUGCAUGCACCCACUCUAUCAGUGCAUGCACCCACUCUAUCAGUGCAUGCACCCACUCUAUCAGUGCAUGCACCCACUCUAUCAGUGCAUGCACCCACUCUAUCAGUGCAUGCACCCACUCUAUCAGUGCAUGCACCCACUCUAUCAGUGCAUGCACCCACUCUAUCAGUGCAUGCACCCACUCUAUCAGUGCAUGCACCCACUCUAUCAGUGCAUGCACCCACUCUAUCAGUGCAUGCACCCACUCUAUCAGUGCAUGCACCCACUCUAUCAGUGCAUGCACCCACUCUAUCAGUGCAUGCACCCACUCUAUCAGUGCAUGCACCCACUCUAUCAGUGCAUGCACCCACUCUAUCAGUGCAUGCACCCACUCUAUCAGUGCAUGCACCCACUCUAUCAGUGCAUGCACCCACUCUAUCAGUGCAUGCACCCACUCUAUCAGUGCAUGCACCCACUCUAUCAGUGCAUGCACCCACUCUAUCAGUGCAUGCACCCACUCUAUCAGUGCAUGCACCCACUCUAUCAGUGCAUGCACCCACUCUAUCAGUGCAUGCACCCACUCUAUCAGUGCAUGCACCCACUCUAUCAGUGCAUGCACCCACUCUAUCAGUGCAUGCACCCACUCUAUCAGUGCAUGCACCCACUCUAUCAGUGCAUGCACCCACUCUAUCAGUGCAUGCACCCACUCUAUCAGUGCAUGCACCCACUCUAUCAGUGCAUGCACCCACUCUAUCAGUGCAUGCACCCACUCUAUCAGUGCAUGCACCCACUCUAUCAGUGCAUGCACCCACUCUAUCAGUGCAUGCACCCACUCUAUCAGUGCAUGCACCCACUCUAUCAGUGCAUGCACCCACUCUAUCAGUGCAUGCACCCACUCUAUCAGUGCAUGCACCCACUCUAUCAGUGCAUGCACCCACUCUAUCAGUGCAUGCACCCACUCUAUCAGUGCAUGCACCCACUCUAUCAGUGCAUGCACCCACUCUAUCAGUGCAUGCACCCACUCUAUCAGUGCAUGCACCCACUCUAUCAGUGCAUGCACCCACUCUAUCAGUGCAUGCACCCACUCUAUCAGUGCAUGCACCCACUCUAUCAGUGCAUGCACCCACUCUAUCAGUGCAUGCACCCACUCUAUCAGUGCAUGCACCCACUCUAUCAGUGCAUGCACCCACUCUAUCAGUGCAUGCACCCACUCUAUCAGUGCAUGCACCCACUCUAUCAGUGCAUGCACCCACUCUAUCAGUGCAUGCACCCACUCUAUCAGUGCAUGCACCCACUCUAUCAGUGCAUGCACCCACUCUAUCAGUGCAUGCACCCACUCUAUCAGUGCAUGCACCCACUCUAUCAGUGCAUGCACCCACUCUAUCAGUGCAUGCACCCACUCUAUCAGUGCAUGCACCCACUCUAUCAGUGCAUGCACCCACUCUAUCAGUGCAUGCACCCACUCUAUCAGUGCAUGCACCCACUCUAUCAGUGCAUGCACCCACUCUAUCAGUGCAUGCACCCACUCUAUCAGUGCAUGCACCCACUCUAUCAGUGCAUGCACCCACUCUAUCAGUGCAUGCACCCACUCUAUCAGUGCAUGCACCCACUCUAUCAGUGCAUGCACCCACUCUAUCAGUGCAUGCACCCACUCUAUCAGUGCAUGCACCCACUCUAUCAGUGCAUGCACCCACUCUAUCAGUGCAUGCACCCACUCUAUCAGUGCAUGCACCCACUCUAUCAGUGCAUGCACCCACUCUAUCAGUGCAUGCACCCACUCUAUCAGUGCAUGCACCCACUCUAUCAGUGCAUGCACCCACUCUAUCAGUGCAUGCACCCACUCUAUCAGUGCAUGCACCCACUCUAUCAGUGCAUGCACCCACUCUAUCAGUGCAUGCACCCACUCUAUCAGUGCAUGCACCCACUCUAUCAGUGCAUGCACCCACUCUAUCAGUGCAUGCACCCACUCUAUCAGUGCAUGCACCCACUCUAUCAGUGCAUGCACCCACUCUAUCAGUGCAUGCACCCACUCUAUCAGUGCAUGCACCCACUCUAUCAGUGCAUGCACCCACUCUAUCAGUGCAUGCACCCACUCUAUCAGUGCAUGCACCCACUCUAUCAGUGCAUGCACCCACUCUAUCAGUGCAUGCACCCACUCUAUCAGUGCAUGCACCCACUCUAUCAGUGCAUGCACCCACUCUAUCAGUGCAUGCACCCACUCUAUCAGUGCAUGCACCCACUCUAUCAGUGCAUGCACCCACUCUAUCAGUGCAUGCACCCACUCUAUCAGUGCAUGCACCCACUCUAUCAGUGCAUGCACCCACUCUAUCAGUGCAUGCACCCACUCUAUCAGUGCAUGCACCCACUCUAUCAGUGCAUGCACCCACUCUAUCAGUGCAUGCACCCACUCUAUCAGUGCAUGCACCCACUCUAUCAGUGCAUGCACCCACUCUAUCAGUGCAUGCACCCACUCUAUCAGUGCAUGCACCCACUCUAUCAGUGCAUGCACCCACUCUAUCAGUGCAUGCACCCACUCUAUCAGUGCAUGCACCCACUCUAUCAGUGCAUGCACCCACUCUAUCAGUGCAUGCACCCACUCUAUCAGUGCAUGCACCCACUCUAUCAGUGCAUGCACCCACUCUAUCAGUGCAUGCACCCACUCUAUCAGUGCAUGCACCCACUCUAUCAGUGCAUGCACCCACUCUAUCAGUGCAUGCACCCACUCUAUCAGUGCAUGCACCCACUCUAUCAGUGCAUGCACCCACUCUAUCAGUGCAUGCACCCACUCUAUCAGUGCAUGCACCCACUCUAUCAGUGCAUGCACCCACUCUAUCAGUGCAUGCACCCACUCUAUCAGUGCAUGCACCCACUCUAUCAGUGCAUGCACCCACUCUAUCAGUGCAUGCACCCACUCUAUCAGUGCAUGCACCCACUCUAUCAGUGCAUGCACCCACUCUAUCAGUGCAUGCACCCACUCUAUCAGUGCAUGCACCCACUCUAUCAGUGCAUGCACCCACUCUAUCAGUGCAUGCACCCACUCUAUCAGUGCAUGCACCCACUCUAUCAGUGCAUGCACCCACUCUAUCAGUGCAUGCACCCACUCUAUCAGUGCAUGCACCCACUCUAUCAGUGCAUGCACCCACUCUAUCAGUGCAUGCACCCACUCUAUCAGUGCAUGCACCCACUCUAUCAGUGCAUGCACCCACUCUAUCAGUGCAUGCACCCACUCUAUCAGUGCAUGCACCCACUCUAUCAGUGCAUGCACCCACUCUAUCAGUGCAUGCACCCACUCUAUCAGUGCAUGCACCCACUCUAUCAGUGCAUGCACCCACUCUAUCAGUGCAUGCACCCACUCUAUCAGUGCAUGCACCCACUCUAUCAGUGCAUGCACCCACUCUAUCAGUGCAUGCACCCACUCUAUCAGUGCAUGCACCCACUCUAUCAGUGCAUGCACCCACUCUAUCAGUGCAUGCACCCACUCUAUCAGUGCAUGCACCCACUCUAUCAGUGCAUGCACCCACUCUAUCAGUGCAUGCACCCACUCUAUCAGUGCAUGCACCCACUCUAUCAGUGCAUGCACCCACUCUAUCAGUGCAUGCACCCACUCUAUCAGUGCAUGCACCCACUCUAUCAGUGCAUGCACCCACUCUAUCAGUGCAUGCACCCACUCUAUCAGUGCAUGCACCCACUCUAUCAGUGCAUGCACCCACUCUAUCAGUGCAUGCACCCACUCUAUCAGUGCAUGCACCCACUCUAUCAGUGCAUGCACCCACUCUAUCAGUGCAUGCACCCACUCUAUCAGUGCAUGCACCCACUCUAUCAGUGCAUGCACCCACUCUAUCAGUGCAUGCACCCACUCUAUCAGUGCAUGCACCCACUCUAUCAGUGCAUGCACCCACUCUAUCAGUGCAUGCACCCACUCUAUCAGUGCAUGCACCCACUCUAUCAGUGCAUGCACCCACUCUAUCAGUGCAUGCACCCACUCUAUCAGUGCAUGCACCCACUCUAUCAGUGCAUGCACCCACUCUAUCAGUGCAUGCACCCACUCUAUCAGUGCAUGCACCCACUCUAUCAGUGCAUGCACCCACUCUAUCAGUGCAUGCACCCACUCUAUCAGUGCAUGCACCCACUCUAUCAGUGCAUGCACCCACUCUAUCAGUGCAUGCACCCACUCUAUCAGUGCAUGCACCCACUCUAUCAGUGCAUGCACCCACUCUAUCAGUGCAUGCACCCACUCUAUCAGUGCAUGCACCCACUCUAUCAGUGCAUGCACCCACUCUAUCAGUGCAUGCACCCACUCUAUCAGUGCAUGCACCCACUCUAUCAGUGCAUGCACCCACUCUAUCAGUGCAUGCACCCACUCUAUCAGUGCAUGCACCCACUCUAUCAGUGCAUGCACCCACUCUAUCAGUGCAUGCACCCACUCUAUCAGUGCAUGCACCCACUCUAUCAGUGCAUGCACCCACUCUAUCAGUGCAUGCACCCACUCUAUCAGUGCAUGCACCCACUCUAUCAGUGCAUGCACCCACUCUAUCAGUGCAUGCACCCACUCUAUCAGUGCAUGCACCCACUCUAUCAGUGCAUGCACCCACUCUAUCAGUGCAUGCACCCACUCUAUCAGUGCAUGCACCCACUCUAUCAGUGCAUGCACCCACUCUAUCAGUGCAUGCACCCACUCUAUCAGUGCAUGCACCCACUCUAUCAGUGCAUGCACCCACUCUAUCAGUGCAUGCACCCACUCUAUCAGUGCAUGCACCCACUCUAUCAGUGCAUGCACCCACUCUAUCAGUGCAUGCACCCACUCUAUCAGUGCAUGCACCCACUCUAUCAGUGCAUGCACCCACUCUAUCAGUGCAUGCACCCACUCUAUCAGUGCAUGCACCCACUCUAUCAGUGCAUGCACCCACUCUAUCAGUGCAUGCACCCACUCUAUCAGUGCAUGCACCCACUCUAUCAGUGCAUGCACCCACUCUAUCAGUGCAUGCACCCACUCUAUCAGUGCAUGCACCCACUCUAUCAGUGCAUGCACCCACUCUAUCAGUGCAUGCACCCACUCUAUCAGUGCAUGCACCCACUCUAUCAGUGCAUGCACCCACUCUAUCAGUGCAUGCACCCACUCUAUCAGUGCAUGCACCCACUCUAUCAGUGCAUGCACCCACUCUAUCAGUGCAUGCACCCACUCUAUCAGUGCAUGCACCCACUCUAUCAGUGCAUGCACCCACUCUAUCAGUGCAUGCACCCACUCUAUCAGUGCAUGCACCCACUCUAUCAGUGCAUGCACCCACUCUAUCAGUGCAUGCACCCACUCUAUCAGUGCAUGCACCCACUCUAUCAGUGCAUGCACCCACUCUAUCAGUGCAUGCACCCACUCUAUCAGUGCAUGCACCCACUCUAUCAGUGCAUGCACCCACUCUAUCAGUGCAUGCACCCACUCUAUCAGUGCAUGCACCCACUCUAUCAGUGCAUGCACCCACUCUAUCAGUGCAUGCACCCACUCUAUCAGUGCAUGCACCCACUCUAUCAGUGCAUGCACCCACUCUAUCAGUGCAUGCACCCACUCUAUCAGUGCAUGCACCCACUCUAUCAGUGCAUGCACCCACUCUAUCAGUGCAUGCACCCACUCUAUCAGUGCAUGCACCCACUCUAUCAGUGCAUGCACCCACUCUAUCAGUGCAUGCACCCACUCUAUCAGUGCAUGCACCCACUCUAUCAGUGCAUGCACCCACUCUAUCAGUGCAUGCACCCACUCUAUCAGUGCAUGCACCCACUCUAUCAGUGCAUGCACCCACUCUAUCAGUGCAUGCACCCACUCUAUCAGUGCAUGCACCCACUCUAUCAGUGCAUGCACCCACUCUAUCAGUGCAUGCACCCACUCUAUCAGUGCAUGCACCCACUCUAUCAGUGCAUGCACCCACUCUAUCAGUGCAUGCACCCACUCUAUCAGUGCAUGCACCCACUCUAUCAGUGCAUGCACCCACUCUAUCAGUGCAUGCACCCACUCUAUCAGUGCAUGCACCCACUCUAUCAGUGCAUGCACCCACUCUAUCAGUGCAUGCACCCACUCUAUCAGUGCAUGCACCCACUCUAUCAGUGCAUGCACCCACUCUAUCAGUGCAUGCACCCACUCUAUCAGUGCAUGCACCCACUCUAUCAGUGCAUGCACCCACUCUAUCAGUGCAUGCACCCACUCUAUCAGUGCAUGCACCCACUCUAUCAGUGCAUGCACCCACUCUAUCAGUGCAUGCACCCACUCUAUCAGUGCAUGCACCCACUCUAUCAGUGCAUGCACCCACUCUAUCAGUGCAUGCACCCACUCUAUCAGUGCAUGCACCCACUCUAUCAGUGCAUGCACCCACUCUAUCAGUGCAUGCACCCACUCUAUCAGUGCAUGCACCCACUCUAUCAGUGCAUGCACCCACUCUAUCAGUGCAUGCACCCACUCUAUCAGUGCAUGCACCCACUCUAUCAGUGCAUGCACCCACUCUAUCAGUGCAUGCACCCACUCUAUCAGUGCAUGCACCCACUCUAUCAGUGCAUGCACCCACUCUAUCAGUGCAUGCACCCACUCUAUCAGUGCAUGCACCCACUCUAUCAGUGCAUGCACCCACUCUAUCAGUGCAUGCACCCACUCUAUCAGUGCAUGCACCCACUCUAUCAGUGCAUGCACCCACUCUAUCAGUGCAUGCACCCACUCUAUCAGUGCAUGCACCCACUCUAUCAGUGCAUGCACCCACUCUAUCAGUGCAUGCACCCACUCUAUCAGUGCAUGCACCCACUCUAUCAGUGCAUGCACCCACUCUAUCAGUGCAUGCACCCACUCUAUCAGUGCAUGCACCCACUCUAUCAGUGCAUGCACCCACUCUAUCAUGCAUGCACCCACUCUAUCAUGCAUGCACCCACUCUAUCAUGCAUGCACCCACUCUAUCAGUGCAUGCACCCACUCUAUCAGUGCAUGCACCCACUCUAUCAGUGCAUGCACCCACUCUAUCAGUGCAUGCACCCACUCUAUCAGUGCAUGCACCCACUCUAUCAGUGCAUGCACCCACUCUAUCAGUGCAUGCACCCACUCUAUCAGUGCAUGCACCCACUCUAUCAGUGCAUGCACCCACUCUAUCAGUGCAUGCACCCACUCUAUCAGUGCAUGCACCCACUCUAUCAGUGCAUGCACCCACUCUAUCAGUGCAUGCACCCACUCUAUCAGUGCAUGCACCCACUCUAUCAGUGCAUGCACCCACUCUAUCAGUGCAUGCACCCACUCUAUCAGUGCAUGCACCCACUCUAUCAGUGCAUGCACCCACUCUAUCAGUGCAUGCACCCACUCUAUCAGUGCAUGCACCCACUCUAUCAGUGCAUGCACCCACUCUAUCAGUGCAUGCACCCACUCUAUCAGUGCAUGCACCCACUCUAUCAGUGCAUGCACCCACUCUAUCAGUGCAUGCACCCACUCUAUCAGUGCAUGCACCCACUCUAUCAGUGCAUGCACCCACUCUAUCAGUGCAUGCACCCACUCUAUCAGUGCAUGCACCCACUCUAUCAGUGCAUGCACCCACUCUAUCAGUGCAUGCACCCACUCUAUCAGUGCAUGCACCCACUCUAUCAGUGCAUGCACCCACUCUAUCAGUGCAUGCACCCACUCUAUCAGUGCAUGCACCCACUCUAUCAGUGCAUGCACCCACUCUAUCAGUGCAUGCACCCACUCUAUCAGUGCAUGCACCCACUCUAUCAGUGCAUGCACCCACUCUAUCAGUGCAUGCACCCACUCUAUCAGUGCAUGCACCCACUCUAUCAGUGCAUGCACCCACUCUAUCAGUGCAUGCACCCACUCUAUCAGUGCAUGCACCCACUCUAUCAGUGCAUGCACCCACUCUAUCAGUGCAUGCACCCACUCUAUCAGUGCAUGCACCCACUCUAUCAGUGCAUGCACCCACUCUAUCAGUGCAUGCACCCACUCUAUCAGUGCAUGCACCCACUCUAUCAGUGCAUGCACCCACUCUAUCAGUGCAUGCACCCACUCUAUCAGUGCAUGCACCCACUCUAUCAGUGCAUGCACCCACUCUAUCAGUGCAUGCACCCACUCUAUCAGUGCAUGCACCCACUCUAUCAGUGCAUGCACCCACUCUAUCAGUGCAUGCACCCACUCUAUCAGUGCAUGCACCCACUCUAUCAGUGCAUGCACCCACUCUAUCAGUGCAUGCACCCACUCUAUCAGUGCAUGCACCCACUCUAUCAGUGCAUGCACCCACUCUAUCAGUGCAUGCACCCACUCUAUCAGUGCAUGCACCCACUCUAUCAGUGCAUGCACCCACUCUAUCAGUGCAUGCACCCACUCUAUCAGUGCAUGCACCCACUCUAUCAGUGCAUGCACCCACUCUAUCAGUGCAUGCACCCACUCUAUCAGUGCAUGCACCCACUCUAUCAGUGCAUGCACCCACUCUAUCAGUGCAUGCACCCACUCUAUCAGUGCAUGCACCCACUCUAUCAGUGCAUGCACCCACUCUAUCAGUGCAUGCACCCACUCUAUCAGUGCAUGCACCCACUCUAUCAGUGCAUGCACCCACUCUAUCAGUGCAUGCACCCACUCUAUCAGUGCAUGCACCCACUCUAUCAGUGCAUGCACCCACUCUAUCAGUGCAUGCACCCACUCUAUCAGUGCAUGCACCCACUCUAUCAGUGCAUGCACCCACUCUAUCAGUGCAUGCACCCACUCUAUCAGUGCAUGCACCCACUCUAUCAGUGCAUGCACCCACUCUAUCAGUGCAUGCACCCACUCUAUCAGUGCAUGCACCCACUCUAUCAGUGCAUGCACCCACUCUAUCAGUGCAUGCACCCACUCUAUCAGUGCAUGCACCCACUCUAUCAGUGCAUGCACCCACUCUAUCAGUGCAUGCACCCACUCUAUCAGUGCAUGCACCCACUCUAUCAGUGCAUGCACCCACUCUAUCAGUGCAUGCACCCACUCUAUCAGUGCAUGCACCCACUCUAUCAGUGCAUGCACCCACUCUAUCAGUGCAUGCACCCACUCUAUCAGUGCAUGCACCCACUCUAUCAGUGCAUGCACCCACUCUAUCAGUGCAUGCACCCACUCUAUCAGUGCAUGCACCCACUCUAUCAGUGCAUGCACCCACUCUAUCAGUGCAUGCACCCACUCUAUCAGUGCAUGCACCCACUCUAUCAGUGCAUGCACCCACUCUAUCAGUGCAUGCACCCACUCUAUCAGUGCAUGCACCCACUCUAUCAGUGCAUGCACCCACUCUAUCAGUGCAUGCACCCACUCUAUCAGUGCAUGCACCCACUCUAUCAGUGCAUGCACCCACUCUAUCAGUGCAUGCACCCACUCUAUCAGUGCAUGCACCCACUCUAUCAGUGCAUGCACCCACUCUAUCAGUGCAUGCACCCACUCUAUCAGUGCAUGCACCCACUCUAUCAGUGCAUGCACCCACUCUAUCAGUGCAUGCACCCACUCUAUCAGUGCAUGCACCCACUCUAUCAGUGCAUGCACCCACUCUAUCAGUGCAUGCACCCACUCUAUCAGUGCAUGCACCCACUCUAUCAGUGCAUGCACCCACUCUAUCAGUGCAUGCACCCACUCUAUCAGUGCAUGCACCCACUCUAUCAGUGCAUGCACCCACUCUAUCAGUGCAUGCACCCACUCUAUCAGUGCAUGCACCCACUCUAUCAGUGCAUGCACCCACUCUAUCAGUGCAUGCACCCACUCUAUCAGUGCAUGCACCCACUCUAUCAGUGCAUGCACCCACUCUAUCAGUGCAUGCACCCACUCUAUCAGUGCAUGCACCCACUCUAUCAGUGCAUGCACCCACUCUAUCAGUGCAUGCACCCACUCUAUCAGUGCAUGCACCCACUCUAUCAGUGCAUGCACCCACUCUAUCAGUGCAUGCACCCACUCUAUCAGUGCAUGCACCCACUCUAUCAGUGCAUGCACCCACUCUAUCAGUGCAUGCACCCACUCUAUCAGUGCAUGCACCCACUCUAUCAGUGCAUGCACCCACUCUAUCAGUGCAUGCACCCACUCUAUCAGUGCAUGCACCCACUCUAUCAGUGCAUGCACCCACUCUAUCAGUGCAUGCACCCACUCUAUCAGUGCAUGCACCCACUCUAUCAGUGCAUGCACCCACUCUAUCAGUGCAUGCACCCACUCUAUCAGUGCAUGCACCCACUCUAUCAGUGCAUGCACCCACUCUAUCAGUGCAUGCACCCACUCUAUCAGUGCAUGCACCCACUCUAUCAGUGCAUGCACCCACUCUAUCAGUGCAUGCACCCACUCUAUCAGUGCAUGCACCCACUCUAUCAGUGCAUGCACCCACUCUAUCAGUGCAUGCACCCACUCUAUCAGUGCAUGCACCCACUCUAUCAGUGCAUGCACCCACUCUAUCAGUGCAUGCACCCACUCUAUCAGUGCAUGCACCCACUCUAUCAGUGCAUGCACCCACUCUAUCAGUGCAUGCACCCACUCUAUCAGUGCAUGCACCCACUCUAUCAGUGCAUGCACCCACUCUAUCAGUGCAUGCACCCACUCUAUCAGUGCAUGCACCCACUCUAUCAGUGCAUGCACCCACUCUAUCAGUGCAUGCACCCACUCUAUCAGUGCAUGCACCCACUCUAUCAGUGCAUGCACCCACUCUAUCAGUGCAUGCACCCACUCUAUCAGUGCAUGCACCCACUCUAUCAGUGCAUGCACCCACUCUAUCAGUGCAUGCACCCACUCUAUCAGUGCAUGCACCCACUCUAUCAGUGCAUGCACCCACUCUAUCAGUGCAUGCACCCACUCUAUCAGUGCAUGCACCCACUCUAUCAGUGCAUGCACCCACUCUAUCAGUGCAUGCACCCACUCUAUCAGUGCAUGCACCCACUCUAUCAGUGCAUGCACCCACUCUAUCAGUGCAUGCACCCACUCUAUCAGUGCAUGCACCCACUCUAUCAGUGCAUGCACCCACUCUAUCAGUGCAUGCACCCACUCUAUCAGUGCAUGCACCCACUCUAUCAGUGCAUGCACCCACUCUAUCAGUGCAUGCACCCACUCUAUCAGUGCAUGCACCCACUCUAUCAGUGCAUGCACCCACUCUAUCAGUGCAUGCACCCACUCUAUCAGUGCAUGCACCCACUCUAUCAGUGCAUGCACCCACUCUAUCAGUGCAUGCACCCACUCUAUCAGUGCAUGCACCCACUCUAUCAGUGCAUGCACCCACUCUAUCAGUGCAUGCACCCACUCUAUCAGUGCAUGCACCCACUCUAUCAGUGCAUGCACCCACUCUAUCAGUGCAUGCACCCACUCUAUCAGUGCAUGCACCCACUCUAUCAGUGCAUGCACCCACUCUAUCAGUGCAUGCACCCACUCUAUCAGUGCAUGCACCCACUCUAUCAGUGCAUGCACCCACUCUAUCAGUGCAUGCACCCACUCUAUCAGUGCAUGCACCCACUCUAUCAGUGCAUGCACCCACUCUAUCAGUGCAUGCACCCACUCUAUCAGUGCAUGCACCCACUCUAUCAGUGCAUGCACCCACUCUAUCAGUGCAUGCACCCACUCUAUCAGUGCAUGCACCCACUCUAUCAGUGCAUGCACCCACUCUAUCAGUGCAUGCACCCACUCUAUCAGUGCAUGCACCCACUCUAUCAGUGCAUGCACCCACUCUAUCAGUGCAUGCACCCACUCUAUCAGUGCAUGCACCCACUCUAUCAGUGCAUGCACCCACUCUAUCAGUGCAUGCACCCACUCUAUCAGUGCAUGCACCCACUCUAUCAGUGCAUGCACCCACUCUAUCAGUGCAUGCACCCACUCUAUCAGUGCAUGCACCCACUCUAUCAGUGCAUGCACCCACUCUAUCAGUGCAUGCACCCACUCUAUCAGUGCAUGCACCCACUCUAUCAGUGCAUGCACCCACUCUAUCAGUGCAUGCACCCACUCUAUCAGUGCAUGCACCCACUCUAUCAGUGCAUGCACCCACUCUAUCAGUGCAUGCACCCACUCUAUCAGUGCAUGCACCCACUCUAUCAGUGCAUGCACCCACUCUAUCAGUGCAUGCACCCACUCUAUCAGUGCAUGCACCCACUCUAUCAGUGCAUGCACCCACUCUAUCAGUGCAUGCACCCACUCUAUCAGUGCAUGCACCCACUCUAUCAGUGCAUGCACCCACUCUAUCAGUGCAUGCACCCACUCUAUCAGUGCAUGCACCCACUCUAUCAGUGCAUGCACCCACUCUAUCAGUGCAUGCACCCACUCUAUCAGUGCAUGCACCCACUCUAUCAGUGCAUGCACCCACUCUAUCAGUGCAUGCACCCACUCUAUCAGUGCAUGCACCCACUCUAUCAGUGCAUGCACCCACUCUAUCAGUGCAUGCACCCACUCUAUCAGUGCAUGCACCCACUCUAUCAGUGCAUGCACCCACUCUAUCAGUGCAUGCACCCACUCUAUCAGUGCAUGCACCCACUCUAUCAGUGCAUGCACCCACUCUAUCAGUGCAUGCACCCACUCUAUCAGUGCAUGCACCCACUCUAUCAGUGCAUGCACCCACUCUAUCAGUGCAUGCACCCACUCUAUCAGUGCAUGCACCCACUCUAUCAGUGCAUGCACCCACUCUAUCAGUGCAUGCACCCACUCUAUCAGUGCAUGCACCCACUCUAUCAGUGCAUGCACCCACUCUAUCAGUGCAUGCACCCACUCUAUCAGUGCAUGCACCCACUCUAUCAGUGCAUGCACCCACUCUAUCAGUGCAUGCACCCACUCUAUCAGUGCAUGCACCCACUCUAUCAGUGCAUGCACCCACUCUAUCAGUGCAUGCACCCACUCUAUCAGUGCAUGCACCCACUCUAUCAGUGCAUGCACCCACUCUAUCAGUGCAUGCACCCACUCUAUCAGUGCAUGCACCCACUCUAUCAGUGCAUGCACCCACUCUAUCAGUGCAUGCACCCACUCUAUCAGUGCAUGCACCCACUCUAUCAGUGCAUGCACCCACUCUAUCAGUGCAUGCACCCACUCUAUCAGUGCAUGCACCCACUCUAUCAGUGCAUGCACCCACUCUAUCAGUGCAUGCACCCACUCUAUCAGUGCAUGCACCCACUCUAUCAGUGCAUGCACCCACUCUAUCAGUGCAUGCACCCACUCUAUCAGUGCAUGCACCCACUCUAUCAGUGCAUGCACCCACUCUAUCAGUGCAUGCACCCACUCUAUCAGUGCAUGCACCCACUCUAUCAGUGCAUGCACCCACUCUAUCAGUGCAUGCACCCACUCUAUCAGUGCAUGCACCCACUCUAUCAGUGCAUGCACCCACUCUAUCAGUGCAUGCACCCACUCUAUCAGUGCAUGCACCCACUCUAUCAGUGCAUGCACCCACUCUAUCAGUGCAUGCACCCACUCUAUCAGUGCAUGCACCCACUCUAUCAGUGCAUGCACCCACUCUAUCAGUGCAUGCACCCACUCUAUCAGUGCAUGCACCCACUCUAUCAGUGCAUGCACCCACUCUAUCAGUGCAUGCACCCACUCUAUCAGUGCAUGCACCCACUCUAUCAGUGCAUGCACCCACUCUAUCAGUGCAUGCACCCACUCUAUCAGUGCAUGCACCCACUCUAUCAGUGCAUGCACCCACUCUAUCAGUGCAUGCACCCACUCUAUCAGUGCAUGCACCCACUCUAUCAGUGCAUGCACCCACUCUAUCAGUGCAUGCACCCACUCUAUCAGUGCAUGCACCCACUCUAUCAGUGCAUGCACCCACUCUAUCAGUGCAUGCACCCACUCUAUCAGUGCAUGCACCCACUCUAUCAGUGCAUGCACCCACUCUAUCAGUGCAUGCACCCACUCUAUCAGUGCAUGCACCCACUCUAUCAGUGCAUGCACCCACUCUAUCAGUGCAUGCACCCACUCUAUCAGUGCAUGCACCCACUCUAUCAGUGCAUGCACCCACUCUAUCAGUGCAUGCACCCACUCUAUCAGUGCAUGCACCCACUCUAUCAGUGCAUGCACCCACUCUAUCAGUGCAUGCACCCACUCUAUCAGUGCAUGCACCCACUCUAUCAGUGCAUGCACCCACUCUAUCAGUGCAUGCACCCACUCUAUCAGUGCAUGCACCCACUCUAUCAGUGCAUGCACCCACUCUAUCAGUGCAUGCACCCACUCUAUCAGUGCAUGCACCCACUCUAUCAGUGCAUGCACCCACUCUAUCAGUGCAUGCACCCACUCUAUCAGUGCAUGCACCCACUCUAUCAGUGCAUGCACCCACUCUAUCAGUGCAUGCACCCACUCUAUCAGUGCAUGCACCCACUCUAUCAGUGCAUGCACCCACUCUAUCAGUGCAUGCACCCACUCUAUCAGUGCAUGCACCCACUCUAUCAGUGCAUGCACCCACUCUAUCAGUGCAUGCACCCACUCUAUCAGUGCAUGCACCCACUCUAUCAGUGCAUGCACCCACUCUAUCAGUGCAUGCACCCACUCUAUCAGUGCAUGCACCCACUCUAUCAGUGCAUGCACCCACUCUAUCAGUGCAUGCACCCACUCUAUCAGUGCAUGCACCCACUCUAUCAGUGCAUGCACCCACUCUAUCAGUGCAUGCACCCACUCUAUCAGUGCAUGCACCCACUCUAUCAGUGCAUGCACCCACUCUAUCAGUGCAUGCACCCACUCUAUCAGUGCAUGCACCCACUCUAUCAGUGCAUGCACCCACUCUAUCAGUGCAUGCACCCACUCUAUCAGUGCAUGCACCCACUCUAUCAGUGCAUGCACCCACUCUAUCAGUGCAUGCACCCACUCUAUCAGUGCAUGCACCCACUCUAUCAGUGCAUGCACCCACUCUAUCAGUGCAUGCACCCACUCUAUCAGUGCAUGCACCCACUCUAUCAGUGCAUGCACCCACUCUAUCAGUGCAUGCACCCACUCUAUCAGUGCAUGCACCCACUCUAUCAGUGCAUGCACCCACUCUAUCAGUGCAUGCACCCACUCUAUCAGUGCAUGCACCCACUCUAUCAGUGCAUGCACCCACUCUAUCAGUGCAUGCACCCACUCUAUCAGUGCAUGCACCCACUCUAUCAGUGCAUGCACCCACUCUAUCAGUGCAUGCACCCACUCUAUCAGUGCAUGCACCCACUCUAUCAGUGCAUGCACCCACUCUAUCAGUGCAUGCACCCACUCUAUCAGUGCAUGCACCCACUCUAUCAGUGCAUGCACCCACUCUAUCAGUGCAUGCACCCACUCUAUCAGUGCAUGCACCCACUCUAUCAGUGCAUGCACCCACUCUAUCAGUGCAUGCACCCACUCUAUCAGUGCAUGCACCCACUCUAUCAGUGCAUGCACCCACUCUAUCAGUGCAUGCACCCACUCUAUCAGUGCAUGCACCCACUCUAUCAGUGCAUGCACCCACUCUAUCAGUGCAUGCACCCACUCUAUCAGUGCAUGCACCCACUCUAUCAGUGCAUGCACCCACUCUAUCAGUGCAUGCACCCACUCUAUCAGUGCAUGCACCCACUCUAUCAGUGCAUGCACCCACUCUAUCAGUGCAUGCACCCACUCUAUCAGUGCAUGCACCCACUCUAUCAGUGCAUGCACCCACUCUAUCAGUGCAUGCACCCACUCUAUCAGUGCAUGCACCCACUCUAUCAGUGCAUGCACCCACUCUAUCAGUGCAUGCACCCACUCUAUCAGUGCAUGCACCCACUCUAUCAGUGCAUGCACCCACUCUAUCAGUGCAUGCACCCACUCUAUCAGUGCAUGCACCCACUCUAUCAGUGCAUGCACCCACUCUAUCAGUGCAUGCACCCACUCUAUCAGUGCAUGCACCCACUCUAUCAGUGCAUGCACCCACUCUAUCAGUGCAUGCACCCACUCUAUCAGUGCAUGCACCCACUCUAUCAGUGCAUGCACCCACUCUAUCAGUGCAUGCACCCACUCUAUCAGUGCAUGCACCCACUCUAUCAGUGCAUGCACCCACUCUAUCAGUGCAUGCACCCACUCUAUCAGUGCAUGCACCCACUCUAUCAGUGCAUGCACCCACUCUAUCAGUGCAUGCACCCACUCUAUCAGUGCAUGCACCCACUCUAUCAGUGCAUGCACCCACUCUAUCAGUGCAUGCACCCACUCUAUCAGUGCAUGCACCCACUCUAUCAGUGCAUGCACCCACUCUAUCAGUGCAUGCACCCACUCUAUCAGUGCAUGCACCCACUCUAUCAGUGCAUGCACCCACUCUAUCAGUGCAUGCACCCACUCUAUCAGUGCAUGCACCCACUCUAUCAGUGCAUGCACCCACUCUAUCAGUGCAUGCACCCACUCUAUCAGUGCAUGCACCCACUCUAUCAGUGCAUGCACCCACUCUAUCAGUGCAUGCACCCACUCUAUCAGUGCAUGCACCCACUCUAUCAGUGCAUGCACCCACUCUAUCAGUGCAUGCACCCACUCUAUCAGUGCAUGCACCCACUCUAUCAGUGCAUGCACCCACUCUAUCAGUGCAUGCACCCACUCUAUCAGUGCAUGCACCCACUCUAUCAGUGCAUGCACCCACUCUAUCAGUGCAUGCACCCACUCUAUCAGUGCAUGCACCCACUCUAUCAGUGCAUGCACCCACUCUAUCAGUGCAUGCACCCACUCUAUCAGUGCAUGCACCCACUCUAUCAGUGCAUGCACCCACUCUAUCAGUGCAUGCACCCACUCUAUCAGUGCAUGCACCCACUCUAUCAGUGCAUGCACCCACUCUAUCAGUGCAUGCACCCACUCUAUCAGUGCAUGCACCCACUCUAUCAGUGCAUGCACCCACUCUAUCAGUGCAUGCACCCACUCUAUCAGUGCAUGCACCCACUCUAUCAGUGCAUGCACCCACUCUAUCAGUGCAUGCACCCACUCUAUCAGUGCAUGCACCCACUCUAUCAGUGCAUGCACCCACUCUAUCAGUGCAUGCACCCACUCUAUCAGUGCAUGCACCCACUCUAUCAGUGCAUGCACCCACUCUAUCAGUGCAUGCACCCACUCUAUCAGUGCAUGCACCCACUCUAUCAGUGCAUGCACCCACUCUAUCAGUGCAUGCACCCACUCUAUCAGUGCAUGCACCCACUCUAUCAGUGCAUGCACCCACUCUAUCAGUGCAUGCACCCACUCUAUCAGUGCAUGCACCCACUCUAUCAGUGCAUGCACCCACUCUAUCAGUGCAUGCACCCACUCUAUCAGUGCAUGCACCCACUCUAUCAGUGCAUGCACCCACUCUAUCAGUGCAUGCACCCACUCUAUCAGUGCAUGCACCCACUCUAUCAGUGCAUGCACCCACUCUAUCAGUGCAUGCACCCACUCUAUCAGUGCAUGCACCCACUCUAUCAGUGCAUGCACCCACUCUAUCAGUGCAUGCACCCACUCUAUCAGUGCAUGCACCCACUCUAUCAGUGCAUGCACCCACUCUAUCAGUGCAUGCACCCACUCUAUCAGUGCAUGCACCCACUCUAUCAGUGCAUGCACCCACUCUAUCAGUGCAUGCACCCACUCUAUCAGUGCAUGCACCCACUCUAUCAGUGCAUGCACCCACUCUAUCAGUGCAUGCACCCACUCUAUCAGUGCAUGCACCCACUCUAUCAGUGCAUGCACCCACUCUAUCAGUGCAUGCACCCACUCUAUCAGUGCAUGCACCCACUCUAUCAGUGCAUGCACCCACUCUAUCAGUGCAUGCACCCACUCUAUCAGUGCAUGCACCCACUCUAUCAGUGCAUGCACCCACUCUAUCAGUGCAUGCACCCACUCUAUCAGUGCAUGCACCCACUCUAUCAGUGCAUGCACCCACUCUAUCAGUGCAUGCACCCACUCUAUCAGUGCAUGCACCCACUCUAUCAGUGCAUGCACCCACUCUAUCAGUGCAUGCACCCACUCUAUCAGUGCAUGCACCCACUCUAUCAGUGCAUGCACCCACUCUAUCAGUGCAUGCACCCACUCUAUCAGUGCAUGCACCCACUCUAUCAGUGCAUGCACCCACUCUAUCAGUGCAUGCACCCACUCUAUCAGUGCAUGCACCCACUCUAUCAGUGCAUGCACCCACUCUAUCAGUGCAUGCACCCACUCUAUCAGUGCAUGCACCCACUCUAUCAGUGCAUGCACCCACUCUAUCAGUGCAUGCACCCACUCUAUCAGUGCAUGCACCCACUCUAUCAGUGCAUGCACCCACUCUAUCAGUGCAUGCACCCACUCUAUCAGUGCAUGCACCCACUCUAUCAGUGCAUGCACCCACUCUAUCAGUGCAUGCACCCACUCUAUCAGUGCAUGCACCCACUCUAUCAGUGCAUGCACCCACUCUAUCAGUGCAUGCACCCACUCUAUCAGUGCAUGCACCCACUCUAUCAGUGCAUGCACCCACUCUAUCAGUGCAUGCACCCACUCUAUCAGUGCAUGCACCCACUCUAUCAGUGCAUGCACCCACUCUAUCAGUGCAUGCACCCACUCUAUCAGUGCAUGCACCCACUCUAUCAGUGCAUGCACCCACUCUAUCAGUGCAUGCACCCACUCUAUCAGUGCAUGCACCCACUCUAUCAGUGCAUGCACCCACUCUAUCAGUGCAUGCACCCACUCUAUCAGUGCAUGCACCCACUCUAUCAGUGCAUGCACCCACUCUAUCAGUGCAUGCACCCACUCUAUCAGUGCAUGCACCCACUCUAUCAGUGCAUGCACCCACUCUAUCAGUGCAUGCACCCACUCUAUCAGUGCAUGCACCCACUCUAUCAGUGCAUGCACCCACUCUAUCAGUGCAUGCACCCACUCUAUCAGUGCAUGCACCCACUCUAUCAGUGCAUGCACCCACUCUAUCAGUGCAUGCACCCACUCUAUCAGUGCAUGCACCCACUCUAUCAGUGCAUGCACCCACUCUAUCAGUGCAUGCACCCACUCUAUCAGUGCAUGCACCCACUCUAUCAGUGCAUGCACCCACUCUAUCAGUGCAUGCACCCACUCUAUCAGUGCAUGCACCCACUCUAUCAGUGCAUGCACCCACUCUAUCAGUGCAUGCACCCACUCUAUCAGUGCAUGCACCCACUCUAUCAGUGCAUGCACCCACUCUAUCAGUGCAUGCACCCACUCUAUCAGUGCAUGCACCCACUCUAUCAGUGCAUGCACCCACUCUAUCAGUGCAUGCACCCACUCUAUCAGUGCAUGCACCCACUCUAUCAGUGCAUGCACCCACUCUAUCAGUGCAUGCACCCACUCUAUCAGUGCAUGCACCCACUCUAUCAGUGCAUGCACCCACUCUAUCAGUGCAUGCACCCACUCUAUCAGUGCAUGCACCCACUCUAUCAGUGCAUGCACCCACUCUAUCAGUGCAUGCACCCACUCUAUCAGUGCAUGCACCCACUCUAUCAGUGCAUGCACCCACUCUAUCAGUGCAUGCACCCACUCUAUCAGUGCAUGCACCCACUCUAUCAGUGCAUGCACCCACUCUAUCAGUGCAUGCACCCACUCUAUCAGUGCAUGCACCCACUCUAUCAGUGCAUGCACCCACUCUAUCAGUGCAUGCACCCACUCUAUCAGUGCAUGCACCCACUCUAUCAGUGCAUGCACCCACUCUAUCAGUGCAUGCACCCACUCUAUCAGUGCAUGCACCCACUCUAUCAGUGCAUGCACCCACUCUAUCAGUGCAUGCACCCACUCUAUCAGUGCAUGCACCCACUCUAUCAGUGCAUGCACCCACUCUAUCAGUGCAUGCACCCACUCUAUCAGUGCAUGCACCCACUCUAUCAGUGCAUGCACCCACUCUAUCAGUGCAUGCACCCACUCUAUCAGUGCAUGCACCCACUCUAUCAGUGCAUGCACCCACUCUAUCAGUGCAUGCACCCACUCUAUCAGUGCAUGCACCCACUCUAUCAGUGCAUGCACCCACUCUAUCAGUGCAUGCACCCACUCUAUCAGUGCAUGCACCCACUCUAUCAGUGCAUGCACCCACUCUAUCAGUGCAUGCACCCACUCUAUCAGUGCAUGCACCCACUCUAUCAUGCAUGCACCCACUCUAUCAUGCAUGCACCCACUCUAUCAUGCAUGCACCCACUCUAUCAGUGCAUGCACCCACUCUAUCAGUGCAUGCACCCACUCUAUCAGUGCAUGCACCCACUCUAUCAGUGCAUGCACCCACUCUAUCAGUGCAUGCACCCACUCUAUCAGUGCAUGCACCCACUCUAUCAGUGCAUGCACCCACUCUAUCAGUGCAUGCACCCACUCUAUCAGUGCAUGCACCCACUCUAUCAGUGCAUGCACCCACUCUAUCAGUGCAUGCACCCACUCUAUCAGUGCAUGCACCCACUCUAUCAGUGCAUGCACCCACUCUAUCAGUGCAUGCACCCACUCUAUCAGUGCAUGCACCCACUCUAUCAGUGCAUGCACCCACUCUAUCAGUGCAUGCACCCACUCUAUCAGUGCAUGCACCCACUCUAUCAGUGCAUGCACCCACUCUAUCAGUGCAUGCACCCACUCUAUCAGUGCAUGCACCCACUCUAUCAGUGCAUGCACCCACUCUAUCAGUGCAUGCACCCACUCUAUCAGUGCAUGCACCCACUCUAUCAGUGCAUGCACCCACUCUAUCAGUGCAUGCACCCACUCUAUCAGUGCAUGCACCCACUCUAUCAGUGCAUGCACCCACUCUAUCAGUGCAUGCACCCACUCUAUCAGUGCAUGCACCCACUCUAUCAGUGCAUGCACCCACUCUAUCAGUGCAUGCACCCACUCUAUCAGUGCAUGCACCCACUCUAUCAGUGCAUGCACCCACUCUAUCAGUGCAUGCACCCACUCUAUCAGUGCAUGCACCCACUCUAUCAGUGCAUGCACCCACUCUAUCAGUGCAUGCACCCACUCUAUCAGUGCAUGCACCCACUCUAUCAGUGCAUGCACCCACUCUAUCAGUGCAUGCACCCACUCUAUCAGUGCAUGCACCCACUCUAUCAGUGCAUGCACCCACUCUAUCAGUGCAUGCACCCACUCUAUCAGUGCAUGCACCCACUCUAUCAGUGCAUGCACCCACUCUAUCAGUGCAUGCACCCACUCUAUCAGUGCAUGCACCCACUCUAUCAGUGCAUGCACCCACUCUAUCAGUGCAUGCACCCACUCUAUCAGUGCAUGCACCCACUCUAUCAGUGCAUGCACCCACUCUAUCAGUGCAUGCACCCACUCUAUCAGUGCAUGCACCCACUCUAUCAGUGCAUGCACCCACUCUAUCAGUGCAUGCACCCACUCUAUCAGUGCAUGCACCCACUCUAUCAGUGCAUGCACCCACUCUAUCAGUGCAUGCACCCACUCUAUCAGUGCAUGCACCCACUCUAUCAGUGCAUGCACCCACUCUAUCAGUGCAUGCACCCACUCUAUCAGUGCAUGCACCCACUCUAUCAGUGCAUGCACCCACUCUAUCAGUGCAUGCACCCACUCUAUCAGUGCAUGCACCCACUCUAUCAGUGCAUGCACCCACUCUAUCAGUGCAUGCACCCACUCUAUCAGUGCAUGCACCCACUCUAUCAGUGCAUGCACCCACUCUAUCAGUGCAUGCACCCACUCUAUCAGUGCAUGCACCCACUCUAUCAGUGCAUGCACCCACUCUAUCAGUGCAUGCACCCACUCUAUCAGUGCAUGCACCCACUCUAUCAGUGCAUGCACCCACUCUAUCAGUGCAUGCACCCACUCUAUCAGUGCAUGCACCCACUCUAUCAGUGCAUGCACCCACUCUAUCAGUGCAUGCACCCACUCUAUCAGUGCAUGCACCCACUCUAUCAGUGCAUGCACCCACUCUAUCAGUGCAUGCACCCACUCUAUCAGUGCAUGCACCCACUCUAUCAGUGCAUGCACCCACUCUAUCAGUGCAUGCACCCACUCUAUCAGUGCAUGCACCCACUCUAUCAGUGCAUGCACCCACUCUAUCAGUGCAUGCACCCACUCUAUCAGUGCAUGCACCCACUCUAUCAGUGCAUGCACCCACUCUAUCAGUGCAUGCACCCACUCUAUCAGUGCAUGCACCCACUCUAUCAGUGCAUGCACCCACUCUAUCAGUGCAUGCACCCACUCUAUCAGUGCAUGCACCCACUCUAUCAGUGCAUGCACCCACUCUAUCAGUGCAUGCACCCACUCUAUCAGUGCAUGCACCCACUCUAUCAGUGCAUGCACCCACUCUAUCAGUGCAUGCACCCACUCUAUCAGUGCAUGCACCCACUCUAUCAGUGCAUGCACCCACUCUAUCAGUGCAUGCACCCACUCUAUCAGUGCAUGCACCCACUCUAUCAGUGCAUGCACCCACUCUAUCAGUGCAUGCACCCACUCUAUCAGUGCAUGCACCCACUCUAUCAGUGCAUGCACCCACUCUAUCAGUGCAUGCACCCACUCUAUCAGUGCAUGCACCCACUCUAUCAGUGCAUGCACCCACUCUAUCAGUGCAUGCACCCACUCUAUCAGUGCAUGCACCCACUCUAUCAGUGCAUGCACCCACUCUAUCAGUGCAUGCACCCACUCUAUCAGUGCAUGCACCCACUCUAUCAGUGCAUGCACCCACUCUAUCAGUGCAUGCACCCACUCUAUCAGUGCAUGCACCCACUCUAUCAGUGCAUGCACCCACUCUAUCAGUGCAUGCACCCACUCUAUCAGUGCAUGCACCCACUCUAUCAGUGCAUGCACCCACUCUAUCAGUGCAUGCACCCACUCUAUCAGUGCAUGCACCCACUCUAUCAGUGCAUGCACCCACUCUAUCAGUGCAUGCACCCACUCUAUCAGUGCAUGCACCCACUCUAUCAGUGCAUGCACCCACUCUAUCAGUGCAUGCACCCACUCUAUCAGUGCAUGCACCCACUCUAUCAGUGCAUGCACCCACUCUAUCAGUGCAUGCACCCACUCUAUCAGUGCAUGCACCCACUCUAUCAGUGCAUGCACCCACUCUAUCAGUGCAUGCACCCACUCUAUCAGUGCAUGCACCCACUCUAUCAGUGCAUGCACCCACUCUAUCAGUGCAUGCACCCACUCUAUCAGUGCAUGCACCCACUCUAUCAGUGCAUGCACCCACUCUAUCAGUGCAUGCACCCACUCUAUCAGUGCAUGCACCCACUCUAUCAGUGCAUGCACCCACUCUAUCAGUGCAUGCACCCACUCUAUCAGUGCAUGCACCCACUCUAUCAGUGCAUGCACCCACUCUAUCAGUGCAUGCACCCACUCUAUCAGUGCAUGCACCCACUCUAUCAGUGCAUGCACCCACUCUAUCAGUGCAUGCACCCACUCUAUCAGUGCAUGCACCCACUCUAUCAGUGCAUGCACCCACUCUAUCAGUGCAUGCACCCACUCUAUCAGUGCAUGCACCCACUCUAUCAGUGCAUGCACCCACUCUAUCAGUGCAUGCACCCACUCUAUCAGUGCAUGCACCCACUCUAUCAGUGCAUGCACCCACUCUAUCAGUGCAUGCACCCACUCUAUCAGUGCAUGCACCCACUCUAUCAGUGCAUGCACCCACUCUAUCAGUGCAUGCACCCACUCUAUCAGUGCAUGCACCCACUCUAUCAGUGCAUGCACCCACUCUAUCAGUGCAUGCACCCACUCUAUCAGUGCAUGCACCCACUCUAUCAGUGCAUGCACCCACUCUAUCAGUGCAUGCACCCACUCUAUCAGUGCAUGCACCCACUCUAUCAGUGCAUGCACCCACUCUAUCAGUGCAUGCACCCACUCUAUCAGUGCAUGCACCCACUCUAUCAGUGCAUGCACCCACUCUAUCAGUGCAUGCACCCACUCUAUCAGUGCAUGCACCCACUCUAUCAGUGCAUGCACCCACUCUAUCAGUGCAUGCACCCACUCUAUCAGUGCAUGCACCCACUCUAUCAGUGCAUGCACCCACUCUAUCAGUGCAUGCACCCACUCUAUCAGUGCAUGCACCCACUCUAUCAGUGCAUGCACCCACUCUAUCAGUGCAUGCACCCACUCUAUCAGUGCAUGCACCCACUCUAUCAGUGCAUGCACCCACUCUAUCAGUGCAUGCACCCACUCUAUCAGUGCAUGCACCCACUCUAUCAGUGCAUGCACCCACUCUAUCAGUGCAUGCACCCACUCUAUCAGUGCAUGCACCCACUCUAUCAGUGCAUGCACCCACUCUAUCAGUGCAUGCACCCACUCUAUCAGUGCAUGCACCCACUCUAUCAGUGCAUGCACCCACUCUAUCAGUGCAUGCACCCACUCUAUCAGUGCAUGCACCCACUCUAUCAGUGCAUGCACCCACUCUAUCAGUGCAUGCACCCACUCUAUCAGUGCAUGCACCCACUCUAUCAGUGCAUGCACCCACUCUAUCAGUGCAUGCACCCACUCUAUCAGUGCAUGCACCCACUCUAUCAGUGCAUGCACCCACUCUAUCAGUGCAUGCACCCACUCUAUCAGUGCAUGCACCCACUCUAUCAGUGCAUGCACCCACUCUAUCAGUGCAUGCACCCACUCUAUCAGUGCAUGCACCCACUCUAUCAGUGCAUGCACCCACUCUAUCAGUGCAUGCACCCACUCUAUCAGUGCAUGCACCCACUCUAUCAGUGCAUGCACCCACUCUAUCAGUGCAUGCACCCACUCUAUCAGUGCAUGCACCCACUCUAUCAGUGCAUGCACCCACUCUAUCAGUGCAUGCACCCACUCUAUCAGUGCAUGCACCCACUCUAUCAGUGCAUGCACCCACUCUAUCAGUGCAUGCACCCACUCUAUCAGUGCAUGCACCCACUCUAUCAGUGCAUGCACCCACUCUAUCAGUGCAUGCACCCACUCUAUCAGUGCAUGCACCCACUCUAUCAGUGCAUGCACCCACUCUAUCAGUGCAUGCACCCACUCUAUCAGUGCAUGCACCCACUCUAUCAGUGCAUGCACCCACUCUAUCAGUGCAUGCACCCACUCUAUCAGUGCAUGCACCCACUCUAUCAGUGCAUGCACCCACUCUAUCAGUGCAUGCACCCACUCUAUCAGUGCAUGCACCCACUCUAUCAGUGCAUGCACCCACUCUAUCAGUGCAUGCACCCACUCUAUCAGUGCAUGCACCCACUCUAUCAGUGCAUGCACCCACUCUAUCAGUGCAUGCACCCACUCUAUCAGUGCAUGCACCCACUCUAUCAGUGCAUGCACCCACUCUAUCAGUGCAUGCACCCACUCUAUCAGUGCAUGCACCCACUCUAUCAGUGCAUGCACCCACUCUAUCAGUGCAUGCACCCACUCUAUCAGUGCAUGCACCCACUCUAUCAGUGCAUGCACCCACUCUAUCAGUGCAUGCACCCACUCUAUCAGUGCAUGCACCCACUCUAUCAGUGCAUGCACCCACUCUAUCAGUGCAUGCACCCACUCUAUCAGUGCAUGCACCCACUCUAUCAGUGCAUGCACCCACUCUAUCAGUGCAUGCACCCACUCUAUCAGUGCAUGCACCCACUCUAUCAGUGCAUGCACCCACUCUAUCAGUGCAUGCACCCACUCUAUCAGUGCAUGCACCCACUCUAUCAGUGCAUGCACCCACUCUAUCAGUGCAUGCACCCACUCUAUCAGUGCAUGCACCCACUCUAUCAGUGCAUGCACCCACUCUAUCAGUGCAUGCACCCACUCUAUCAGUGCAUGCACCCACUCUAUCAGUGCAUGCACCCACUCUAUCAGUGCAUGCACCCACUCUAUCAGUGCAUGCACCCACUCUAUCAGUGCAUGCACCCACUCUAUCAGUGCAUGCACCCACUCUAUCAGUGCAUGCACCCACUCUAUCAGUGCAUGCACCCACUCUAUCAGUGCAUGCACCCACUCUAUCAGUGCAUGCACCCACUCUAUCAGUGCAUGCACCCACUCUAUCAGUGCAUGCACCCACUCUAUCAGUGCAUGCACCCACUCUAUCAGUGCAUGCACCCACUCUAUCAGUGCAUGCACCCACUCUAUCAGUGCAUGCACCCACUCUAUCAGUGCAUGCACCCACUCUAUCAGUGCAUGCACCCACUCUAUCAGUGCAUGCACCCACUCUAUCAGUGCAUGCACCCACUCUAUCAGUGCAUGCACCCACUCUAUCAGUGCAUGCACCCACUCUAUCAGUGCAUGCACCCACUCUAUCAGUGCAUGCACCCACUCUAUCAGUGCAUGCACCCACUCUAUCAGUGCAUGCACCCACUCUAUCAGUGCAUGCACCCACUCUAUCAGUGCAUGCACCCACUCUAUCAGUGCAUGCACCCACUCUAUCAGUGCAUGCACCCACUCUAUCAGUGCAUGCACCCACUCUAUCAGUGCAUGCACCCACUCUAUCAGUGCAUGCACCCACUCUAUCAGUGCAUGCACCCACUCUAUCAGUGCAUGCACCCACUCUAUCAGUGCAUGCACCCACUCUAUCAGUGCAUGCACCCACUCUAUCAGUGCAUGCACCCACUCUAUCAGUGCAUGCACCCACUCUAUCAGUGCAUGCACCCACUCUAUCAGUGCAUGCACCCACUCUAUCAGUGCAUGCACCCACUCUAUCAGUGCAUGCACCCACUCUAUCAGUGCAUGCACCCACUCUAUCAGUGCAUGCACCCACUCUAUCAGUGCAUGCACCCACUCUAUCAGUGCAUGCACCCACUCUAUCAGUGCAUGCACCCACUCUAUCAGUGCAUGCACCCACUCUAUCAGUGCAUGCACCCACUCUAUCAGUGCAUGCACCCACUCUAUCAGUGCAUGCACCCACUCUAUCAGUGCAUGCACCCACUCUAUCAGUGCAUGCACCCACUCUAUCAGUGCAUGCACCCACUCUAUCAGUGCAUGCACCCACUCUAUCAGUGCAUGCACCCACUCUAUCAGUGCAUGCACCCACUCUAUCAGUGCAUGCACCCACUCUAUCAGUGCAUGCACCCACUCUAUCAGUGCAUGCACCCACUCUAUCAGUGCAUGCACCCACUCUAUCAGUGCAUGCACCCACUCUAUCAGUGCAUGCACCCACUCUAUCAGUGCAUGCACCCACUCUAUCAGUGCAUGCACCCACUCUAUCAGUGCAUGCACCCACUCUAUCAGUGCAUGCACCCACUCUAUCAGUGCAUGCACCCACUCUAUCAGUGCAUGCACCCACUCUAUCAGUGCAUGCACCCACUCUAUCAGUGCAUGCACCCACUCUAUCAGUGCAUGCACCCACUCUAUCAGUGCAUGCACCCACUCUAUCAGUGCAUGCACCCACUCUAUCAGUGCAUGCACCCACUCUAUCAGUGCAUGCACCCACUCUAUCAGUGCAUGCACCCACUCUAUCAGUGCAUGCACCCACUCUAUCAGUGCAUGCACCCACUCUAUCAGUGCAUGCACCCACUCUAUCAGUGCAUGCACCCACUCUAUCAGUGCAUGCACCCACUCUAUCAGUGCAUGCACCCACUCUAUCAGUGCAUGCACCCACUCUAUCAGUGCAUGCACCCACUCUAUCACUGCAUGCACCCACUCUAUCAGUGCAUGCACCCACUCUAUCAGUGCAUGCACCCACUCUAUCAGUGCAUGCACCCACUCUAUCAGUGCAUGCACCCACUCUAUCAGUGCAUGCACCCACUCUAUCAGUGCAUGCACCCACUCUAUCAGUGCAUGCACCCACUCUAUCAGUGCAUGCACCCACUCUAUCAGUGCAUGCACCCACUCUAUCAGUGCAUGCACCCACUCUAUCAGUGCAUGCACCCACUCUAUCAGUGCAUGCACCCACUCUAUCAGUGCAUGCACCCACUCUAUCAGUGCAUGCACCCACUCUAUCAGUGCAUGCACCCACUCUAUCAGUGCAUGCACCCACUCUAUCAGUGCAUGCACCCACUCUAUCAGUGCAUGCACCCACUCUAUCAGUGCAUGCACCCACUCUAUCAGUGCAUGCACCCACUCUAUCAGUGCAUGCACCCACUCUAUCAGUGCAUGCACCCACUCUAUCAGUGCAUGCACCCACUCUAUCACUGCAUGCACCCACUCUAUCACUGCAUGCACCCACUCUAUCACUGCAUGCACCCACUCUAUCACUGCAUGCACCCACUCUAUCAGUGCAUGCACCCACUCUAUCACUGCAUGCACCCACUCUAUCACUGCAUGCACCCACUCUAUCAGUGCAUGCACCCACUCUAUCAGUGCAUGCACCCACUCUAUCACUGCAUGCACCCACUCUAUCAGUGCAUGCACCCACUCUAUCAGUGCAUGCACCCACUCUAUCACUGCAUGCACCCACUCUAUCAGUGCAUGCACCCACUCUAUCAGUGCAUGCACCCACUCUAUCAGUGCAUGCACCCACUCUAUCAGUGCAUGCACCCACUCUAUCAGUGCAUGCACCCACUCUAUCACUGCAUGCACCCACUCUAUCAGUGCAUGCACCCACUCUAUCAGUGCAUGCACCCACUCUAUCACUGCAUGCACCCACUCUAUCAGUGCAUGCACCCACUCUAUCAGUGCAUGCACCCACUCUAUCAGUGCAUGCACCCACUCUAUCAGUGCAUGCACCCACUCUAUCAGUGCAUGCACCCACUCUAUCAGUGCAUGCACCCACUCUAUCACUGCAUGCACCCACUCUAUCAGUGCAUGCACCCACUCUAUCACUGCAUGCACCCACUCUAUCAAUGCAUUCAGGCACCCACCUCUAUCAGCUGCAUGCACUCCACUCUAUCACGUGCAUGCACCCACUCUAUCAGCUGCAUGCACCCACUCUAUCAGUGCAUGCACCCACUCUAUCAGUGCAUGCACCCACUCUAUCAGUGCAUGCCACCCACUCUAUCAGUGCAUUCACCCCACUCUAUCACUGCAUGCACCCACUCUAUCACUGCAUGCACCCACUCUAUCAGCUGCAUGCACCCACUCUAUCAGUGCAUGCACCCACUCUAUCAGUGCAUGCACCCACUCUAUCAGUGCAUGCACCCACUCUAUCAGUGCAUGCACCCACUCUAUCACUGCAUGCACCCACACUAUCACUGCAUGCACCCACACUAUCAGUGCAUGCACCCACUCUAUCACUGCAUGCACCCACUCUAUCAGUGCAUGCACCCACUCUAUCAGUGCAUGCACCCACUCUACCAGUGCAUGCACCCACUCUAUCAGUGCAUGCACCCACUCUAUCAGUGGCAUGCACCACUUUAUCAUGCAUGCACCCACUCUAUCAGUGCAUGCACCCACUCUAUCAGUGCAUGCACCCACUCUAUCAGUGCAUGCACCCACUCUAUCAGUGCAUGCACCCACUCUAUCAGUGCAUGCACCCACUCUAUCCAGUGCAUGCACCCACUCUAUCAGUGCAUGCACCCACUCUAUCAGUGCAUGCACCCACUCUAUCAGUGCAUGCACCCACUCUAUCAGUGCAUGCACCCACUCUAUCACUGCAUGCACCCACUCUAUCACUGCAUGCACCCACUCUAUCAGUGCAUGCACCCACUCUAUCAGUGCAUGCACCCACUCUAUCAGUGCAUGCACCCACUCUAUCAGUGCAUGCACCCACUCUAUCACUGCAUGCACCCACUCUAUCACUGCAUGCACCCACUCUAUCACUGCAUGCACCCACUCUAUCAGUGCAUGCACCCACUCUAUCAGUGCAUGCACCCACUCUAUCAGUGCAUGCACCCACUCUAUCAGUGCAUGCACCCACUCUAUCAGUGCAUGCACCCACUCUAUCACUGCAUGCACCCACUCUAUCACUGCAUGCACCCACUCUAUCAGUGCAUGCACCCACUCUAUCACUGCAUGCACCCACUCUAUCACUGCAUGCACCCACUCUAUCAUGCAUGCCACCCACUCUAUCACGUGCAUGCACCCACUCAUCAGUGCAUGCACCUUCACCUCUAUCAGGUGCAUGCACCACUCUAUCAGUGCAUGCACCCACUCUAUCACUGCAUGCACCCACUCUAUCAGUGCAUGCACCCACUCUAUCAGUGCAUGCACCCACUCUAUCACUGCAUGCACCCACUCUAUCAGUGCAUGCACCCACUCUAUCAGUGCAUGCACCCACUCUAUCAGUGCAUGCACCCACUCUACCAGUGCAUGCACCCACUCUAUCAGUGCAUGCACCCACUCUAUCAGUGCAUGCACCCACUCUAUCAGUGCAUGCACCCACUCUAUCAGUGCAUGCACCCACUCUAUCAGUGCAUGCACCCACUCUAUCAGUGCCAUGCACCCACUCUAUCAUGCAUGCACCCACUCUAUCAGUGCAUGCACCCACUCUAUCAGUGCAUGCACCCACUCUAUCAGUGCAUGCACCCACUCUAUCAGUGCAUGCACCCACUCUAUCAGUGCAUGCACCCACUCUAUCACUGCAUGCACCCACUCUAUCAGUGCAUGCACCCACUCUAUCAGUGCAUGCACCCACUCUAUCAGUGCAUGCACCCACUCUAUCACUGCAUGCACCCACUCUAUCAGUGCAUGCACCCACUCUAUCAGUGCAUGCACCCACUCUAUCAGUGCAUGCACCCACUCUAUCACUGCAUGCACCCACUCUAUCAGUGCAUGGCACCACUCUAUCAGUGCAUGCACCCACUCUAUCAGUGCAUGCACCCACUCUAUCAGUGCAUGCACCCACUCUAUCACUGCAUGCACCCACUCUAUUCAUGCAUGCACCCACUCUAUCAGUGAAUGCACCCACUCUAUCAGUGCAUGCACCCACUCUAUCAGUGCAUGCACCCACUCUAUCACUGCAUGCACCCACUCUAUCAGUGCAUGCACCCCCUCUAUCAGUGCAUGCACCCACUCUAUCAGUGCAUGCACCCACUCUAUCAGUGCAUGCACCCACUCUAUCAGUGCAUGCACCCACUCUAUCAGUGCAUGCACCCACUCUAUCACUGUGCAUGCACCACUCUAUCAGUGCAUGCACCCACUCUAUCAGUGCAUGCACCCACUCUAUCAGUGCAUGCACCCACUCUAUCACGUGCAUGCACCCACUCUAUCAGUGCAUGCACCCACUCUAUCAGUGCAUGCACCCACUCUAUCACUGCAUGCACCCCACUCUAUCAGUGCAUGCACCCACUCUAUCAGUGCAUGCACCCACUCUAUCAGUGCAUGCACCCACUCUAUCAGUGCAUGCACCCACUCUAUCAGUGCAUGCACCCCACUCUAUUCAGUGCAUGCACCCACUCUAUCAGUGCAUGCACCCACUCUAUCAGCUGCAUGCACCCACUCUAUCAGUGCAUGCACCCACUCUAUCAGUGCAUGCACCCUCUCUACCAGUGCAUGCACCCACUCUAUCAGUGCAUGCACCCACCUCUAUCAGUGCAUGCACCCACUCUAUCAGCUGCAUGCACCCACUCUAUCACUGCAUGCACCCACUCUAUCAGCUGCAUGCACCCACUCUAUCAGUGCAUGCACCCACUCUAUCAGUGCAUGCACCCACUCUAUCAUGCAUGCACCCACUCUAUCAGUGCAUGCACCCACUCUAUCAGUGCAUGCACCCACUCUAUCAGUGCAUGCACCCACUCUAUCAGUGCAUGCACCCACUCUAUCACUGCAUUGCACCCACUCUAUCAGUGCAUGCACCCACUCUAUCAGUGCAUGCACCCACUCUAUCAGUGCAUGCACCCACUCUAUCACUGCAUGCACCCACUCUAUCACUGCAUGCACCCACUCUAUCACUGCAUGCACCCACUCUAUCACUGCAUGCACCCACUCUAUCAGUGCAUGCACCCACUCUAUCAGUGCAUGCACCCACUCUAUCAGUGCAUGCACCCACUCUAUCAGUGCAUGCACCCACUCUAUCAGUGCAUGCACCCACUCUAUCAGUGCAUGCACCCACUCUAUCAGUGCAUGCACCCACUCUAUCAGUGCAUGCACCCACUCUAAUCAGUGCAUGCACCCACUCUAUCAGUGCAUGCACCCACUCUAUCAGUGCAUGCACCCACUCUAUCAGUGCAUGCACCACUCUAUCAGUGCAUGCACCCACUCUAUCAGUGCAUGCACCCACUCUAUCAGUGCAUGCACCCACUCUAUCAGUGCAUGCACCCACUCUAUCAGUGCAUGCACCCACUCUAUCAGUGCAUGCACCCACUCUAUCAGUGCAUGCACCCACUCUAUCAGUGCAUGCACCCACUCUAUCAGUGCAUGCACCCACUCUAUCAGUGCAUGCACCCACUCUAUCAGUGCAUGCACCCACUCUAUCAGUGCAUGCACCCACUCUAUCAGUGCAUGCACCCACUCUAUCAGUUGCAUGCACCCACUCUAAUCAGUGCAUGCACCCACUCUAUCAUGCAAUGCACCCACUCUAUCACUGCAUGCACCCCACUCUAUCAGUGCAUGCACCCACUCUAUCAGUGCAUGCACCCACUCUAUCACUGCAUGCACCCACUCUAUCAGUGCAUGCACCCACUCUAUCACUGCAUGCACCCACUCUAUCAGUGCAUGCACCCACUCUAUCAGUGCAUGCACCCACUCUAUCAGUGCAUGCACCCACUCUAUCAGUGCAUGCACCCACUCUAUCAGUGCAUGCACCCACUCUAUCAGUGCAUGCACCCACUCUAUCAGUGCAUGCACCCACUCUAUCAGCUGCAUGCACCCACUCUAUCAAUGCCACUCUAUCAGUGCAUGCACCCACUCUAUCAGUGCAUGCACCCACUCUAUCACUGCAUGCACCCACUCUUUCAGUGCAUGCACCCACUCUAUCAGUGCAUGCACCCACACUAUCAGUGCAUGCACCCACUCUACCAGUGCAUGCACCCACUCUAUCAGUGCAUGCACCCACUCUAUCAGUGGAUGCACCCACUCUAUCAGUGCAUGCACCCACUCUAUCAGUGCAUGCACCCACUCUAUCACUGCAUGCACCCACUCUAUCACUGCAUGCACCCACUCUAUCACUGCAUGCACCCACUCUAUCACUGCAUGCACCCACUCUAUCACUGCAUGCACCCCACUCUAUCAUGUGCAUGCACCCACCUCUAUCAGUGCAUGCACCCACUCUAUCAGUGCAUGCACCCACUCUAUCAGUGCAUGCACCCACUCUAUCAGUGCAUGCACCCACUCUAUCACUGCAUGCACCCACUCUAUCACUGCAUGCACCCACUCUAUCAGUGCACCCACUCUAUCACUGCAUGCACCCACUCUAUCACUGCAUGCACCCACUCUAUCACUGCAUGCACCCACUCUAUCACGUGCAUGCACCCACUCUAUCAGUGCAUGCACCCACUCUAUCAGUGCAUGCACCCACUCUAUCAGUGCAUGCACCCACUCUAUCAGUGCAUGCACCCACUCUAUCAGUGCAUGCACCCACUCUAUCAUGCAUGCAACCCACUCUAUCAGUGCAUGCACCCACUCUAUCAGUGCAUGCACCCACUCUAUCAGUGCAUGCACCCACUCUAUCAGUGCAUGCACCCACUCUAUCAGUGCAUGCACCCACUCUAUCAGUGCAUGCACCCACUCUAUCAGUGCAUGCACCCACUCUAUCAGUGCAUGCACCCACUCUAUCAGUGCAUGCACCCACUCUAUCAGUGCAUGCACCCACUCUAUCAGUGCAUGCACCCACUCUAUCAGUGCAUUGCACCACUCUAUCAGUGCAUGCACCCACUCUAUCAGUGCAUGCACCCACUCUAUCACUGCAUGCACCCACUCUAUCAGUGCAUGCAUCCACUCUAUCACUGCAUGCACCCACUCUAUCAGUGCAUGCACCCACUCUAUCAGUGCAUGCACCCACUCUAUCAGUGCAUGCACCCACUCUAUCACUGCAUGCACCCACUCUAUCAGUGCAUGCACCCACUCUAUCACUGCAUGCACCCACUCUAUCACUGCAUGCACCCACUCUAUCAGUGCAUGCACCCACUCUAUCAGUGCAUGCACCCACUCUAUCAGUGCAUGCACCCACUCUAUCAGUGCAUGCACCCACUCUAUCAGUGCAUGCACCCACUCUAUCAGUGCAUGCACCCACUCUAUCAGUGCAUGCACCCACUCUAUCACUGCAUGCACCCACUCUAUCAGUGCAUGCACCCACUCUAUCAGUGCAUGCACCCACUCUAUCAGUGCAUGCACCCACUCUAUCAGUGCAUGCACCCACUCUAUCAUUGCAUGCACCCACUCUAUCACUGCAUGCACCCACUCUAUCACUGCAUGCAACCACUCUAUCAGUGCAUGCACCCACUCUAUCAGUGCAUGCACCCACUCUAUCAGUGCAUGCACCCACUCUAUCUGUGCAUGCACCCACUCUAUCAGUGCAUGCACCCACUCUAUCACUGCAUGCACCCACUCUAUCAGUGCAUGCACCCACUCUAUCAGUGCAUGCACCCACUCUAUCAGUGCAUGCACCCACUCUAUCAGUGCAUGCACCCACUCUAUCAGUGCAUGCACCCACUCUAUCAGUGCAUGCACCCACUCUAUCAGUGCAUGCACCCACUCUAUCAGUGCAUGCACCCACUCUAUCAGUGCAUGCACCCACUCUAUCAGUGCAUGCACCCACUCUAUCAGUGCAUGCACCCACUCUAUCAGUGCAUGCACCCACUCUAUCACUGCACGCACCCACUCUAUCAGUGCAUGCACCCACUCUAUCAGUGCAUGCACCCACUCUAUCAGUGCAUGCACCCACUCUAUCAGUGCAUGCACCCACUCUAUCAGUGCAUGCACCCACUCUUUCAGUGCAUGCACCCACUCUAUCAGUGCAUGCACCCACUCUAUCACUGCAUGCACCCACUCUAUCAGUGCAUGCACCCACUCUAUCACUGCAUGCACCCACUCUAUCAGUGCAUGCACCCACUCUAUCAGUGCAUGCACCCACUCUAUCACUGCAUGCACCCACUCUAUCACUGCAUGCACCCACUCUAUCAGUGUAUGCACCCACUCUAUCAGUGCAUGCACCCACUCUAUCACUGCAUGCACCCACUCUAUCACUGCAUGCACCCACUCUAUCAGUGCAUGCACCCACUCUAUCACUGCAUGCACCCACUCUAUCAGUGCAUGCACCCACUCUAUCACUGCAUGCACCCACUCUAUCAGUGCAUGCACCCACUCUAUCAGUGCAUGCACCCACUCUAUCACUGCAUGCACCCACUCUAUCAGUGCAUGCACCCACUCUAUCAGUGCAUGCACCCACUCUAUCAGUGCAUCCACCCACUCUAUCAGUGCAUGCACCCACUCUAUCAGUGCAUGCACCCACUCUAUCAGUGCAUGCACCCACUCUAUCAGUGCAUGCACCCACUCUAUCACUGCAUGCACCCACUCUAUCACUGCAUGCACCCACUCUAUCAGUGCAUGCACCCACUCUAUCACUGCAUGCACCCACUCUAUCAGUGCAUGCACCCACUCUAUCAGUGCAUGCACCCACUCUAUCACUGCAUGCACCCACUCUAUCAGUGCAUGCACCCACUCUAUCACUGCAUGCACCCACUCUAUCACUGCAUGCACCCACUCUAUCACUGCAUGCACCCACUCUAUCACUGCAUGCACCCACUCUAUCACUGCAUGCACCCACUCUAUCAGUGCAUGCACCCACUCUAUCAUGCAUGCACCCACUCUAUCAGUGCAUGCACCCACUCUAUCAGUGCAUCCACCCACAUGCACCCACUCUAUCAGUGCAUGCACCCACUCUAUCAGUGCAUGCACCCACUCUAUCAGUGCAUGCACCCACUCUAUCACUGCAUGCACCCACUCUAUCACUGCAUGCACCCACUCUAUCAGUGCAUGCACCCACUCUAUCAGUGCAUGCACCCACUCUAUCACUGCAUGCACCCACUCUAUCACUGCAUGCACCCACUCUAUCAGUGCAUGCACCCACUCUAUCAGUGCAUGCACCCACUCUAUCAGUGCAUGCACCCACUCUAUCAGUGCAUGCACCCACUCUAUCAGUGCAUGCACCCACUCUAUCAGUGCAUGCACCCACUCUAUCAGUGCAUGCACCCACUCUAUCAGUGCAUGCACCCACUCUAUCAGUGCAUGCACCCACUCUAUCAGUGCAUGCACCCACUCUAUCACUGCAUGCACCCACUCUAUCACUGCAUGCACCCACUCUAUCAGUGCAUGCACCCACUCUAUCACUGCAUGCACCCACUCUAUCAGUGCAUGCACCCACUCUAUCACUGCAUGCACCCACUCUAUCAGUGCAGGCACCCACUCUAUCAGUGCAUGCACCCACUCUAUCACUGCAUGCACCCACUCUAUCACUGCAUGCACCCACUCUAUCAGUGUAUGCACCCACUCUAUCAGUGCAUGCACCCACUCUAUCACUGCAUGCACCCACUCUAUCACUGCAUGCACCCACUCUAUCAGUGCAUGCACCCACUCUAUCACUGCAUGCACCCACUCUAUCAGUGCAUGCACCCACUCUAUCAGUGCAUGCACCCACUCUAUCAGUGCAUGCACCCACUCUAUCACUGCAUGCACCCACUCUAUCACUGCAUGCACCCACUCUAUCACUGCAUGCACCCACUCUAUCACUGCAUGCACCCACUCUAUCAGUGCAUGCACCCACUCUAUCACCUGCACUGAAGUACCCAUGGCUGUUCCCCUCGCACUCUCUCUUCGCCCGCCUCCCCUUCCUCCUGCCCUGCCUGCUGCUCGCCCUCCUCUCCCUCCUCGGCCUCCUCGCCACCGCUGCGCUGCUGCCAGAGACCAAGGGGUGGGCUCACCGGGUGGUUGACAUAGACCGUGAGAUUCGAUCUGAUGAUGCUCAUAGUCCUGUGACUCCUGUCUGUUCCGGUGGUGGUAGCAGUGGUGGCAGUCUCGCUGCCAGUGCGGCUGCUGCACUGCUGCCAGAGACCAAGGGGUGGGCACACCCUGUGGUUGACAUAGACCAAGAGCGAGGAGAAGAGGAGGGGGAGGAGGAAGGGGAGGAGAAGGAAGCGAGGAAGCUUGGAUGGGAGGAAGAAGGGAAGGAUGGGGAAGGGUGUGGAGAAUUGAGAGGAGGAAGAGAGGGAGCUGAGGCAGGAGCAGGGCAGUCAAGAGGGAGUGGCGGGAUGUGGGGUACGAGCUUAGGAGAGGGUGAACGGCCAGAGGCCACAGGGGGAAGAGAAGCAGGCGGAGGAGGGGGAGAAAGGGGAGGAGGGUGGGGGAAGUAUGAUGAGGAGCGGGCAUGCAUGGUAGCUGACAACAGAGGGCACCUGAAGGAUCACCUGGGUGGGAAACAGCUGGAUGGGGAUCAUUUGAGGGAGCCACUACUUGAAUCAAGAGAGAGAGGAGGGGAGCUGCAGGAAACCGGAGUUGAUACUGACAGCUCUGCCACUGCUAAUGACUUCUGCUCCCCCUCCUCCCGUUUCUCCUCCUCCUCCCUUUUCUCCCCCUCCUCCCGUUUCUCCUCGUCCCGUUUCUCCUCCUCCCGUUCCUCUUCCCUCCUUUGCUGCUACUGCCUGCCCAAGCUGCAGUGUCUCUGCUGCUGCUGCCUCCCAUCCCCCUCUCUCUCCCCGGUGAACCUCUUCUCGCCUCUCUGUGGCCACCACCUCGCACGCGCUCUCUUUGAUUCUGCCACUGGUACCUCUCCCCACUCCUCUGAACCUCUUUAG